AUGGCGGCGGCAGGGGGCGACGAUCGCCAGCAGGCUGUUGAAUGGCUCUACAGGAAGGUCGGAGAGCUCCUGGAGGUGUCUGAGGCCGAGCUCGAACAGGCGCACCAGGACCCGGAGUUCGCCCAGAUCCUCGACAAGUUCGCGGCCGGAGGGGAGGAGCUGCGCGACCUGUCGCUCGUCGUGUACAAGCAGCGCCAGAAUGCUCCGCCCGCGCAGCCAGAGCCCGCCGCGGACGACUCCCUGCGCGGCGCGGCGCCGGCCCAGCCCGCGCGCAAGGUGCGCAAGCCCAUCACGGCGGAGGGCGAGGACCUGAUCCCCGACGACGACAAGGACGACGCCGAGGACGCCCGCGCGAGCGAGGGCGCGAACGGCGAGGCCGCGGUCGCCGCAGGCGACGCCACCAGCGAGCCCGCGACGCACGACGACGCCGAGAGCGAGGCCGUCCCCGCUGCGGACGACGCCGACGCGCCGCCCGCGGACGCCGACGCGCCGCCCGCCGACGCCGACGCCGACGCCCCUGCGCCGGACGCGCCGCCGGCCGACGAGGACCCUGACGGCAAGGCCGCUGACGACGGCAACGACGACGGCGAGGCUGACGCGAACGGCCACGCCGAGGUCGCGGACGGCGAGGACGGCGCGGCCGAGGCCGCGGACGCGGCCGCGGACGCGGACGCGGCGCCCGAGCGCGCGGUGUCGCGUCACGCGUCCUCUGCGCGCGCCGCCGCCGCGUCCCCGCCGCCCCGCGCACGCCUCGUCGCGACGCUCGGGUCGGUCCCGGAGGCCACGGACGCGAGCGCGUUCUUCCUCCGCGCGACCGACGCGCCGCUCAGCGCCCCGGACGUCGCCGCCCUCGUCGAGUACGGCACAAUCGGCGGGCAGGGCGGCCUGCGGGACCUCAAGACGCUGGUCGACGACGUCUUCCUGCCGCUCCUGCACCGCGGGCCCGUCUCGAUGGACCGCGCCGCGCCGCCGUCGAAGAUGGACCUCGAGUCGUACGCCAGCAACACGGCCGAAAUGGCGUCGCAGAUGCAACGAUUCUCCACCGCGCUCCAGGCCGCUGUCGCGCACCUGAUGGGCGGCACGCGGCUCCCGCUGCCCGCGAUCGAGGUCGGCAACGUGGACCUCGCGGCCGCGGACUUCGAGCUCGUGCACCAGCUCGAGGGGGUGUUGAACGAGUGGUCCGACAUCAUCCAGGCCGCGAGCCUGCGCGAGCAGAGGAAGGCGCCCGAGGGCCGGGAGCCGCUCGCGGAGAUCGAGUUCUGGCGGCAGCGCAGCGCGGCGCUCGGCGGCAUCUUCGAGCAGAUGCAGCUGCCGCAGGUACAAACUAUCAUCGAGGUGGUGGAAACGGGGUCGCAGGACAAGGCGCUGCUGUCGGCGUUCCGGCAGCACUCGCUCGAGCUCCAGAAGCUGUGCAUCGAGGCCAGGGACAACGUCAAGUUCCUGAUGACGCUCGAGCGGCACUUCAAGUCGCUGGCGGCGCCCGACCUGUCGGUGGUGCUCGACACGCUCCCGCCGAUGAUGAACGCGCUGCGGAUGGUGUGGAUCAUCUCCCGGCACUACUCGAACGACCUCCGCAUGGGCUCGCUGCUCGAGCGCAUCGCGCAAGAGAUCCACUCCCAGGUGUCGAGCAAGAUCGACGUGUCGAGCCUGCUCACGAUCGGGUCGAGCGAGGCCGUGGAGCUCCUCGGCACGGCGCAGAAGACCCUGGAGGCCUGGCAGCAGAAGUACCGCGAGACACGCGAGAAGAUCGAGCUGUCGGGGCGGGGCGCGCGGUGGGAGUUCGACCGCAAGAAGCUCUUCGAGGCGACGAACUACAUGGCCGGGAUCUGCGGGGACCUGCAGCAGAUGGUCCUCGUCGUCGACGGCUUUAACCGGUUCCUCGGCCCGGAGCUGAAAGCGGUGACGGGCGACACGGAGGGCAUCGACGCCGUGACGGCCAAGGUGGCGCGGAUGGUCGACAUGCUCGAGGGCGUGGACUUCAACAUCUUCGACACGAGCAAGGCCGCGGAGUGGGCGGCGUUGCGCGCGCAGUUUGACGCUGCCGCAAAGGAGGUGGAGCGGUCGACCAAGUCGCUGAUCGACUCGUCGUUCAAGAAGCUGCGCAGCGCGGAGGGCGCGUUCGAGCUGCUGCAGAACUUCAAGUCCAUCAAGACGGCCGGCGCGAUCAACCGGCAGAUGAUGGAGAAGCUGUCGGACAUUCUGAUGCAGUUCAGCCGCGAGAUCGACGAGGCGCGCGCGAUGUUCAACGAGUGCAAGGAGGACCCGCCGAUCACGCGGAACCAGCCGCGCGUGGCCGGGUCCAUCAAGUGGGCCCGCUCGCUCUUCAGCCGCAUUAAGAAGACCAUGAGCAAGCUGCAGAACAUCCAGGGGGACAUGCAGGAGGCCGAGCUGGGCAAGGACGUGCACGCCAAGUACAUCGCGGUCGCCAAAGUCAUGAUGCAGUACGAGAAGGCGCUGUACAGCCAGUGGAAGGACCAGGUCGUCGCGUCGGCGAUGACGUACCUCAAGCAGCCCGUUCUGCGCCAGGGGCCGCGCCCGGACGACCCGAUCGAGGUCAACUUCCACCCCGACCUCCUCCGGAUCAUCCGCGAGACGAUGUACCUCGACCGCCUCGGCUUCCCGAUCCCCGACGUCGCCCUCAACAUCGCGUUGCAAGAGGACAAGUAUCUGACGUACGUGGCGGGCAUCGAGGACCUCCUGCAGUCCUACCACAAGGCCACGCAGCUCGACGACAUCCACCGGCAGCUGCUGUCCGGGCGGCUCGCGCAGCUGCGCCGCGCGAUGGACAUGGGCUUCUCGCCGCUCAACUGGAACAGCCUCGGCAUCGCGGACUUCUUGGCGUCCGCGAACAAGGCGAUCAAGGAGUUCCAGUCGCUCGUGUCGCAGGUGCACAAGAACAGCAGCAUCGUGCAGUCGGUCGUCGAGAAGAUCGCGACGUCGUCCAUCGUGGACAGCGUGGUGGCCAAGGUGCGCCAGGAGGCGGCCGCGGGCGACGGGCUGAUGGACCUGGCCGAGUUCUGCGAGGCGCUCGAGCGCCGCCGCGCCGAGGUCGUCGACGAGCUCAUCGGGCGCUACCGCACCAUCUCGCCCCUGCUCGGGAAGAUCGAGGAGGCAGUUGUGGGCACGAGCUCCGGGCGCUCGGCGCAGCUCGUGAGCUACUACCGGCACUGGGAGCAGCUCAUCUUCGGCGCGCUCAACACGCUCGUGCUGCGCGCGAUGAACCAGCUGCAGGAGCUCAUGUCGCCCCCGCCGGGGGGGGGGUCGUUGCAGCCCCUGUUCAAGGUGGUGCUGUCGCUGUCCGCGCCCGAGGUGCUGUGCACGCCCGCGAUCUCCGAGGUGUCCAAGGCGCUCACGAAGCUCGUGCGCAGCAUGGUCGAGUGCUCGAAGCCGUUCGUGCGCUGGAUGGACGGCACGUGCGUCGAGGCGCCGCCGCAGACGCUGAACGCGGAGGACGAGGAGCCGUACGUGUUCAGCUUCUACCACGACGUGAGCGCGAACCCGAUGGUCAUCAAGGUCAUCCUCGGGCUCAACCACUCGAUCAACUUCACCGUCACGCAAGUCCAGAAGUACAUCGACAGCGACUGGAAGGCCCACCAGAGCCUGUGGAAGUCCGACAAGAACUCCGCCCUCGAGAAGUUCGCGGGGAAGAACCCCUCCACGGCCGACUUCGAGGACAGAAUGGGCCGCUACCGCAAAUUCGCGCACGAGCAGUGGAACAAGCCCCAGCUGAAGGACAUCGACUUCAUCCGCGUGGCCACGCAGCCGGUCGCCGCGUCCGUGCGCGACGAGGCGUUCGCGUGGCUGGCGGCGGUCAGCGACACGAUGGCCGCGAUCGACCAGGCGCGGCUCCAAGAGCUGCUGUCGAAGAUCGCCGCGCUGCGCGAGGAGCUCAGCCGGGAGCCCGAGACGCUGGACGACCUCAAGGCGGUGCUGUCGGUGAUCAGCCAGAUCCGCGCGCAGCACAUGUACAUGGAGCUGCAGUACACGGACCUCGAGGAGCGGUUCCGGAUGCGGGUGCUGUACUGCGACGACGAGGGCGGGCGGCAGAAGCUGACGGAGGCGCUGGACGAGGCGUGCCAGGUGCGCGUGCAGUGGCUCGAGCUGCGCGAGUACGCCGAGGACAUCAACUGGGACCUCGACGACCGCAAGCAGGAGUUCUCCCACAUCACGUCGGGCCAGGUGGGGGAGUUUGCCACCGAGUGCGUCAAGAUGCAGGAGGCGCUCGAGGCGAGCGGGCCCGGGCGGCCGGGCGUGGACCUCGACGAGGGCCUCAAGAUGCUCGAGCAGCUGCAGGAGGAGCUCGACGCCAAGCUCCAGCGCAAGGACGAGCUCAUGACCGCGGAGCGGCUGUUCGGGCUCCCGCUGACGACGCACCCGGAGCUGGUCGCGGUGCAGACGGAGCUCGGGCGGCUGAGCGAGGUGUACGAGGUGUACACGCAGCACCGCGAGAACGUCAAGGUGUGGUCGGGCAUGCUGUGGGCCGAGCUUGAGGUGUCGCAGAUGGUGAUUGAGACGGAGAGCGUGGUGGCGAGUUUGCGGAAGCUCAAGCACCUGAAGCAGAUGCCGCUGUACCAGACGGUGGAGAAGACGAUCGUCGGGUUCCAGGACUCGCUCCCGCUGAUGACGAACCUCAAGUCGCCCGCGCUGCGCAAGCGGCACUGGCAGCAGCUGAUGGAGGCGACGGGGCAGAGCUUCGACAUGGACACGAAGACCUUCACGCUCGCCAACAUGUUCAGCAUGCAGCUCCACAACUACGCGGCCGACAUCAAUCAGAUCGUGUCGAGCGCGGACAAGGAGCUGGUCAUCGAGCUGGAGCUCGGGAAGGUCGCGGCGGUGUGGAAGGAGCAGAAGUUCGAGCUGUUCAAGUACACCAAGGGCGGGGAGGACCGCGGGUGGAUCCUCAAGUCCGUCGACGACAUCACCGUCCUGCUCGAGGACAUGGGGCUGAACCUGCAGAGCAUGAUGUCGUCGCGGUUCGUGCGGCCGUUCCUGACGGACGUCAAGGCGUGGGAGCAGAAGCUGAGCCUCGUGGGCGAGGCCAUCGAGGUCUGGAUGCACGUCCAGCGCAAGUGGAUCUACCUCGAGAGCAUCUUCUGCAGCGACGACAUCCGCCACCAGCUGCCGCAGGAGGCCAAGCGGUUCGACUCGGUCGACAAGACGUGGCGCAAGAUCAUGAACGAGGUGUCGAAGAACACCAACGUGCUCGACGCGUGCGCGGCGCCCGGGCGCCUCGACCUGCUCAACUCCCUCUCGGAGCAGCUCGAGGCCUGCCAGAAGAGCCUGUCCGAGUACCUCGACACCAAGCGCUGCUCGUUCCCGCGGUUCUACUUCAUCUCGGACGACGAGCUCCUCUCGAUCCUCGGCACGUCGGACCCCACGUCGGUCCAGGAGCACAUGCUGAAGCUCUUUGACAACUGCGCGACGCUGGAGUUCGCGCGCGGCAACAAGAGCAUCGUGGGGAUGACGUCGUCCGAGGGCGAGUCGUUCGACUUCCGGACGCCCGUCGCGGUCGCCGGGCCGGUCGAGGAGUGGAUGAACGCCGUGCAGACCGAGAUGCAGCGCACGUUAUACCACAUGAUGAAGGAGGGGGUGUUUUUCUACGCGCGGACGCCGCGGAACAAGUGGAUCGAGCAGAGCCUCGGCAUGAUCACGCUCGCGGGCUCGCAGGUGUGGUGGACGUGGGAGACGGAGGACGUCUUUGCCAAGGUCAAGGCCGGCGACAAGCAUGCGAUGAAGGAGUUCAGCGCGAAGCUCACGUCGCAGCUGCAGGACCUGACCACGAUGGUGCGGUCCGACAUCAGCGGCGAGGUCCGCAAGAAGGUCAACACGCUCAUCAUCAUCGACGUGCACGCGCGCGACAUCAUCGGGACGUUCGUGCGCGACUCGAUCAUGGACGCGCGCGAGUUCGCGUGGGAGAGCCAGCUGCGCUUCUUCUGGGACAAGCCCACGGACGACCUCCUCAUCCGCCAGUGCUCGGGCGCCUUCCGCUACGGCUUCGAGUUCAUGGGCCUCAACGGCCGGCUCGUGAUCACCGCGCUCACGGACCGCUGCUACAUGACGCUCACGACCGCGCUGACCUACCGCCUCGGCGGCGCGCCGGCCGGCCCCGCCGGCACGGGCAAGACGGAGACCACGAAAGACCUCGCCAAGAGCAUGGCGCUGCUGUGCGUGGUGUUCAACUGCGGCGAGGGGCUGGACUACAAGGCGAUGGGGAGCAUCUUCUCCGGCCUCGUGCAGUGCGGCGCGUGGGGGUGCUUCGACGAGUUCAACCGCAUCGAGGCCGAGGUGCUGUCGGUGGUGUCAUCGCAGAUCCGGCAGAUCCAGGAGGCGCUCAAGCACGGCGCGACGCGCUUCCAGUUCGAGGGCCGCGAGAUCGCGAUCGACGGCCGCACGGGGAUCUUCAUCACCAUGAACCCGGGGUACGCCGGGCGCACGGAGCUGCCGGACAACCUCAAGGCGCUCUUCCGGCCGGUGACGAUGGUCGUGCCGGACAUGGAGCAGAUCUGCGAGAUCAUGCUCUUCUCCGAGGGGUUCGACACCGCGAAGCUCCUCGCGAAGAAGAUGACGGUGCUGUACAAGCUGGCGCGCGAGCAGCUGUCGAAGCAGUACCACUACGACUUCGGCCUGCGCGCGCUCAAGUCGGUGCUCGUCAUGGCCGGCGGCCUCAAGCGCGGGUCGCCCGAGAUGCCCGAGCAGCUCGUGCUCAUGCGCGCGCUCCGCGACAUGAACCUCCCCAAGUUUGUGUUUGACGACGUCCCGCUGUUCCUCGGCCUCAUUAACGACCUGUUCCCGGGCAUGGACUGCCCGCGCGUGCGGUACCCGGACUUCAACGGCGCGGUCGAGCAGGACCUCGCCGACCACGGCUUCGUGGUGCUCGACGGGCCCUCGGAGCAAGUGGACAAGGUGAUCCAGCUGUACGAGGUGCUGAUGACGCGGCACACGACGAUGGUCGUCGGGCAGACGGGCGGCGGGAAGAGCGUCAUCCUCAACACGCUGGCGCGCUCGCAGACCAAGCUCGGGAAGAAGACGCACCUGUCGAUCAUCAACCCCAAGGCCAUCCCCGUCGCGGAGCUGUACGGCGUGCUGGACCCGGACACGCGCGACUGGACCGACGGACUGCUCUCGAGCAUCUUCCGCGAGAUGAACAAGUCGAUCACGGGGGCGCGCGAGGAGGCCCGCUACCUCGUGUUCGACGGCGACGUCGACGCCGUCUGGGUCGAGAACAUGAACUCGGUCAUGGACGACAACAAGCUCCUCACGCUGCCCAACGGAGAGCGCAUCCGCCUGCAGAACCACUGCAAGCUCCUCUUCGAGGUCUUCGACCUCCAGUACGCCUCCCCCGCCACCAUCUCCCGCUGCGGCAUGGUCUACGUCGACUCCCGGAACCUCGGCUACCAGCCCUACCUCACCAAGUGGCUCAACAGCGUCGGCGACGAGGUGCUGCGCGAGGACCUCGGGACCCUCUUCGAGAAGUACGUGCACAAGUGCAUCGCGUGGGUGCACGAGGGCGUCGACGGCGAGGACCUCGUCCGCAAGCCCCGGCUCUCCAUUCCCGUCACGAACCUCAACAUGUGCACGCAGCUGUGCACCAUGCUCAACGCCGUGCUGGGCGACGAGCUGACCGAGCCGAUGGACAUCGACCCGGAGCCGCUCGAGGCGCUCUUCAUCUUCUGCGUCGUGUGGUCGAUCGGCGCCUGCGUGAUCCAGACGGGCGACUUCGAGGACCGCAAGCGCUUUGACUCGUUCGUCAAGGACCUGGCGGGGCUGGGCGCGAACGACGGGGACCGCGUCGCCGCGACGCAGCUGCCGUCGAAGAGCAUCUACGAGUACUGCUUCGACACCGAGUCCUCGACGUGGGUCUCGUGGAAGUCGCUCGUGGAGCCCUACGCGCCGCCGGACGACGGGAGGUUCGCCAGUAUUCUGGUGCCCACGGCGGACACGGUGCGGUCGAGCUGGCUGCUGCGCACGAUGCUCGCGACGAGCAAGCCGUGCCUGUUCGUCGGGGAGUCGGGCACGGCGAAGACGGUGACGAUCCAGAACGGGCUGGAGCACAUGGACCGUUCGACGUCGACGGCGCUGGCGCUGAACUUCUCGUCGCGCACGAGCAGCAUGGACGUGCAGCGCGCGCUCGAGGACGCGACGGAGGCGCCCACGCGCGACACGCUCGCGCCCCCGCUCGGGAAGCGCAUGGUGCUCUUCAUGGACGACCUCAAUAUGCCGCGCGUCGACAUGUACGGCACGCAGCAGCCCAUCGCGCUGAUGAAGCUCUUCAUCGAGCGCAAGGGGCUCUACCAGCGCGGCAAGGACCUCAUGUGGAAGCACGUCAAGAACGUGCAGGUCGUGGCGGCCAUGGGCCCGCCCGGCGGCGCGCGCAACAGCGUGGACCCUCGGUUCAUCUCGCUGUUCUCGUGCUUCGAGAUCCAGUCGCCCUCGACCGAGAACCUCAAGACCAUCUACGAGGCCAUCCUGUCGAGCCACGUCACGGGCCUGUCGGAGGAGAUUCAGCGCGCCAGCGAGAACAUCACGAACUGCACGCUGGAGCUGUACAACCACAUCGUCGAGAAGCUCCCGCCCACGCCGUCGCGGUUCCACUACAUCUUCAACCUCCGCGACCUCUCCCGCGUGUACGAGGGGCUCCUGCUGUCGACCAGCGACAAGUUCACCUCGGCGCCGCAGUUCCUCCGCCUCUGGCGCCACGAGUGCAUGCGGAUCUUCCAGGACCGCCUCGUGAGCGCGGAGGACAAGGAGGUCUUCGCCGCGAAGCUCGCCGAGCUCGUCGCGGAGCGCUACAGCGGGCACGCGGACUCGGUGCUGCGCAACCCGUGCCUGUUCGGCGACUACCGCAACGCCAUGGCCGAGGGCGAGGCGCGGCUGUACGAGGACCUCGGCGCCUUCGCGGACAUCAAGCCCAUCCUCGAGGACAUCCUCGAGACGCACAACGAGCGCCGGAAGAACAAGCGCAUGAACCUCGUGUUCUUCGAAGACGCGCUCGAGCACAUCACGCGCGUGCACCGCACCAUCCGCCUCGAGCAGGGCAACAGCCUGCUCGUCGGGACCGGCGGGUCCGGGAAGCAGUCGCUCACGCGGCUCGCGGCCUUCGCCGCCGGCGCCGAGGUGUUUGAGAUCACGCUCACGCGCGGGUACGACGAGACGAGCUUCCGCGACGACCUCAAGACGCUGUACAGCGAGCUCGGCGAGGGCAAGCCGAUGGUGUUCUUGUUCACGGACUCGCACGUCGCCGACGAGGGCUUUUUGGAGCUCAUCAACAACAUGCUGACGUCGGGGAUGGUGCCCGCGCUGUUCGACCAGGGCGAGAAGGACGCGGCGAUCAACAGCGUGCGCGACGAGGUCGCGAAGAAGGGCAUGGUCGACACGCCCGAGGCGUGCUGGGCCUACUACGUCGCCAAGUGCCGCUCCCUCCUCCACGUCGUCCUCGCGAUGUCGCCCGUCGGCGACGCGCUGCGCAGCCGCUGCCGGAACUUCCCGGGCAUGGUGAACAACACGGUGAUCGACUGGUUCGAGCCGUGGCCGGAGCAGGCGCUCACGAGCGUGGCGUCCGCCUUCCUGACAGAGGUGCUCCCGGACGGCGUCCGGGACCCCGUCGUGCAGCACAUGGUGCUCGUGCACCAGAGCGUGCGGGACUUCAGCCGGACGUUCCUCGAGGAGCUGCGGCGGCACAACUACGUCACGCCGAAGAACUACUUGGACUUCAUCGCCAACUACAAGAAGAGCUUGGCCGACACGCGCGCGCAGAUCGAGGGGCAGCAGCAGCGGCUCGGGGGCGGGCUGACGAAGCUGAUCCAGGCGUCGGAGGAGGUCGCGAAGCUGCAGGAGAAGCUCAACAGCUCCAAGGUCGUCCUGGACGCCAAGACCGAGGAGGUCAACGCUUUGAUCGAGCAGAUCAAGGAGAACAAGGUUGUGGUGUCUGGGAAGCAGGAGGCGGCGAUCACGCGCGGCGCCGAGGUCAAGGAGCUGUCGGAGAAGAUCGCGGUCGACAAGGCCGAGGCCGAGGAGGCGCUGGCGGCCGCGUUGCCGGUCCUGGAGAUCGCGGCCAACGCGCUGAAGAACCUGGAUCCGAACGACAUUCGGGAGAUCCGGGCGUUCCAGAAGCCGCCGAUGCUGGUGCAGCAGGUGUGCGAGUGCGUGGUGAUCCUGAAGGGCAUCAAGGAGGUGUCGUGGAACAGCGCGAAGGCCAUGAUGGCGGACUCGCAGUUCAUCAACUCGCUGUUGUACUUCAACAAGGACGGGCUGAACGACAAGCAGAUCAAGAAGAUCCGCGAGUACCUCAAGAACCCCGAGAUGAACGAGGACCGCGCGGGCGAGGUGUCGUCCGCCUCGAAGGGCCUCCUGCAGUGGGUCACGGCCAUGGUGAAUUACUACGAGGUUGCCAAGGACGUCAACCCGAAGCGGCAGGCGGUCGCGCAGGCCGAGAAGAGCCUCAAGAAGGCCGAGAAGGAGCUCAAGGCCAUCGAGGCUGAGGUCGCGAGCCUCACGGAGCAGCUCGCGGACCUCGAGAAGCACUUUGCCGAGAAGACCGCCGAGCAGGCCGAGCUGCAGGAGGAGUCGGACGUGAUGUCGCGGCGGCUGACUGCGGCGAAGAAGCUCAUCGACGGGCUCGGGUCCGAGAAGGAGCGCUGGAGCAAGGAGCUCUCCGAGCUCGGGUCGCGCAAGGAGCGCACCCUGGGGGACUGUUUGCUGACGUCGAGCUUCCUGAGUUAUACCGGGGCGUUCACGUACGAGUACCGCCGCCGGAUGACGUACGAGCUCUGGGUCGAGGACAUCCAGGCGAAGAGCGUCCCCGUCACCACGCCGUUCCGCCUCGAGGAUCUCCUGACGUCGGAGGUCGAGGUGUCGCAGUGGGGCAGCGAGGGCCUCCCGAGCGACGAGCUGUCGGUGCAGAACGGCAUCCUCACGGUCCGCGCGAACCGGUUCCCGCUGUGCAUCGACCCGCAGAUGCAGGCGGUGACGUGGAUCAAGCGCCGCGAGGGCGCCAACCUCGACGGGCGCGUCAAGACCUUCAACGACGCCGACUUUUUGAAGCAGCUCGAGCUGGCGAUCCAGUACGGGUUCCCGUUCCUCUUCGAGAACCUCGACGAGUACGUCGACCCCGUGAUCGACCCGGUCCUCGAGAAGAGCUUCACCGUGCAGGCCAACGGGCGCAAGAUGGUCAAGCUGGGCGACAAGGACGUCGAGUGGGACGACAACUUCCGCCUGUACAUGACGUCGAAGCUCAGCAACCCGCACUACGGUCCGGAGAUCUCCGGAAAGACGAUGAUUAUCAAUUACUCGGUGACGCAACAGGGGCUGACGGAGCAGCUGCUCAACGUGACGGUGCGGCACGAGCGGCCCGACCUGGAGGAGACGCGCGAGAAGCUCGCGCUCGAGAUGUCGGAGAACAAGUCGCAGCUCAAGGAGCUCGAGGACGUGCUGUUGUUUGAGCUGUCGAACGCCACGGGCAACAUCCUGGACAACCACGAGCUGAUCUCCACGCUCGAGAAGGCCAAGAGCCAGGCGGUGGAGAUCGCGGGGAAGCUCGAGCAGGCCAAGCUGGCGGCGGCGGAGAUCGACGUGGUGCGGCAGAAGUACCUCCCCGCGGCCCGGCGCGGCGCGGUGCUCUUCUUCGUCAUGGCGAGCCUCGCGAACAUCAACGUGAUGUACGAGUACAGCCUCGCGUCGUUCCUCACGGUGUUCAACGGGUCGCUGCGGCACUCGAAGAAGGACUCGAUGCUCGACGUGCGCCUGAAGAACAUCGUCGACACGCUCACGUACGACGUGUACAACUACACCUGCCUCGGGCUCUUCGAGCUGCACAAGCUCAUGUUCUCCUUCCAGGUCACGAUCAAGAUCCUCGACGUCGACGGCCAGGUCGACCACGAGCAGCUCGACUUCUUCCUCAAAGGGAACCUAUCGCUGGAGAAGUCCGCGCGCCCGCGGCCGCACGACUGGAUCCCCGAGGCCGGGUGGGAGGACCUCAUGCGCCUCGUCACGCUCCGCUCGGGCCUGGGCGAGGGGCACCCCCUCCACGCGGUCGCGGACUCGAUCGAGGCGCACGGCGCGGCCUGGCAGCGCUGGUACGACUCGGACGCCCCCGAGGACGAGGCGAUGCCCGACGGCUACGACGACAAGCUCGGGGAGUUCGAGCGUCUGCUCGUGCUGCGCUGCCUGCGCGUGGACCGCGUGACCGUCGCGGUCACGCGCUUCAUUAUCGCCAAGAUGACGGAGCGCUACGUCCAGCCGCCGGUGCUCAACUUCCACCUCAUCUACAAGCAGAGCAGCCCGCUCACGCCGGUGCUCUUCGUGCUGUCGCCGGGGGCGGACCCGGCGUUCGACGUGUUCAAGCUCGGGGAGGACAUGGGGUUCAAACCGGGGUCGAAGCUCAAGUACAUGGCCCUCGGGCAGGGCAUGGGGCCCAAGGCGAAGGAGUACAUCGAGCAGGGCGCCACGCGCGGGCUUUGGAUCAUGCUGCAGAACCUGCACCUGCUCAGCAGGUGGCUCAAAGAGCUGGAGAAGAUUCUCGAGAAGAUCGACAAGCCGCACGAGGACUUCCGGCUGUGGCUCACGACGGAGCCGACGGAGCGGUUCCCGCUCGGCGUCCUGCAGCGGUCGCUCAAGGUGGUCACGGAGCCGCCCAACGGGCUGAAGCUCAACAUGCGGUCGUCCUACUCGAAGAUCACGGACGAGGUGCUGAGCGAGUGCCCGCACGACGCGUUCAAGCCGCUCGUGUACGUCCUCGCGUUCUUCCACGCCGUGGUGCAAGAGCGGCGCAAGUACGGCAAGCUCGGGUGGAACGUGCCGUACGACUUCAACGAGACCGACUUCCGGAUCAGCAUGGCGCUGAUCAGCACGUACCUCGAGAAGGCGGUCAUCAACGAGGACGACAUGAUCCCAUGGGGCACGCUGCGGUACCUCAUCGGCGAGGCCAUGUACGGCGGGCGCGUCUCCGACUCGUACGACCGCCGCGUGCUCACCACGUACCUCGACGAGUACCUCGGCGACUUCCUCUUUGACACCUUCCAACCCUUCCACUUCUUCUCAAACGACCAGGUCGACUACUGCAUCCCCGAGCGCGGCCCGCGGUCGUCCUACACGGCCUCCAUCGAGGCGCUCCCGCUCGUGCAGACCCCCGAGGUGUUCGGCCUGCACGCCAACGCCGACAUCAGCUACUACACCAACUCGACCAAGGCGCUCUGGAAGGGCCUGAUCGACCUGCAGCCGCGCGUCGGCGGGACCUCGGGCGGCGUCUCGCGCGAGGAGUUCAUCGGCGGCGUCGUCUCCGACGUCCUCGCGAAGCUGCCGGAGCCGUUCGACCUCCCGGUGCUGCGGAAGAAGAUCGGCGUGCCGACGCCGGUGCAGGUCGUGCUGCUGCAGGAGCUGGACCGGUGGAACAUCGUGCUGCGGACGAUGAAGACGUCGCUGCGCGAGAUCAAGCGCGCGCUCGCCGGAGAGAUCGGAUUCAGCCCGCAGCUGGAAGCGCUGGCCAACAGCCUGUUCAACGGGCAGCUCCCGGAGCACUGGGCGCGGGUGAACCCGGCGACGGAGAAGAUGCUCGGGAGCUGGAUGGCGUGGUUCAGCCGGCGGUACGACCAGUACAACACCUGGGUCACCCACGGCGAGCCCAAGGUCAUGUGGCUGGCGGGGCUGCACAUCCCGGAGACGUACAUCGCGGCGCUGGUGCAGACGGCGUGCCGCGACAAGGGCUGGCCGCUGGACAAGUCGACGCUGUUCACGAAGGUCACGGCGCUGACGUCGGCCGACCAGGUCGAGGCAAAGCCGCAGCACGGGUGCUACGUGUCGGGGUUGUUCCUAGAGGGCGCGUCGUGGGACCUGGAGCGCGGGGUGCUGGCGCGGCAGGACCCCAAGGUGCUGGUGACGGAGCUGCCGCUGAUGCAGAUCGUGCCGGUCGAGGCGGCGAAGAUCAAGCUGGCCAAUACGUUCAAGGCGCCGGUGUAUAUUACUCAAUCGAGGAGGAAUGCCAUGGGCGUCGGGCUGGUCAUGGAGGCGGACCUGGCGACGCACGAGCACCCGUCGCACUGGGUGCUGCAGGGCGUCGCGCUGUGCCUGAACAUCGACCAGUAA
This is a messenger RNA of Pedinophyceae sp. YPF-701, 14076 nucleotides long. Lineage: Eukaryota; Viridiplantae; Chlorophyta; Pedinophyceae. The record is from the annotation of a GenBank genome assembly.